This is a messenger RNA of Xyrichtys novacula (pearly razorfish), 8170 nucleotides long. NCBI's taxonomy places the organism in Eukaryota, Metazoa, Chordata, Actinopteri, Labriformes, Labridae. The record is from the annotation of a GenBank genome assembly.
CCACGGUGACGCACCUGACGAGCAGAAGGAAGCGAAAGGCACGAUCAUUCGAGUCAUUUACGGCAAGCUGUCCUCCCAAAUGGGGACGUAAUUUAGAUUAAAACGAAGAUCAUGGAUGGGAGGCUAAUCUUUUUCGCUUUAUUCUGGCUGUGUAACGUUUCUGGAGUUGAAAACACAGGUGAGGCAGAGGUGAAAUGGGAUACAGGUUGGAUAGAGUAUCGAUGGAAGCGAAAAAAGACGAGGAGAAGACAGGGAGCAGGAGCUCACAUAUCUAUGAAGGCGGAGAACUGAUGUCUGACUUCUGUGUUACUUCUAAAAAGAGAUAAAAUUAUGUUAGCAGAAUACAGAGACAUUUGAGAAUGAGUUUGUUCCUAUCUAUAUGAUUAUGAUCCAUGUUGUUGUCCUAAUAAUGAAUGAUUUCACUUAAACCUCAGAUUAUACAUAAUACUGUUUUGUCUAUGCACAUUUCCAAUAGACAUUUUUCAUGGGCCCAAUUCACAUCCAUCCAAGUACUCCAUUGUAAAUCCUCAGCUGAUUCAGAGAUGGAAAAGGAGCAUUAACAGAGCAGCACAGUCAAAAGAAGUAAGCUUGAUUAGAUUAUCAUUUAAUAACAAUAGUUUAGAUAUGUGGAAACAUGUUAAUUUUUUUAACCCAAUACUUUCCACAGAAUGAGGAAGAAGAGACAUUGUCAUACGCACUCAACAUCAAUGACAGAAAGCACCUUCUACACCUGCAAAAGAACAGGUACACAUAUCAUUAUUGUAUCUCAAUAUAACAUGUGUUUUUUCUCGUUUAAGCUCCACACUAAAGUAUUUUUUCCACUUGUCAGGGACUUUUUACACCCAAACUUUGUCCAGUUUUUAAGCGGUACGGCUGGUGACUACGAGUCAUCCCACCCGAGGCAAAAUGUAGGUAAACAUUAGGUUACUCUAGUGUAAACGGCUGGUGUGAACAUCCAUUCUCAAACAUGCAACAUGCUAUACUCUUCUUUUCCCAGGUGCACUGCUAUUACCAUGGACAGGUGGAGGGAUAUGAGGACUCAGUGGUAGCACUCAGCACGUGCUCUGGUCUCAGGUUUGUGAAUGUUAUUUUUAUUUUGUUGUUUUUACUGUUGCCUUUUACUGUGUGCACUUUGAGAUCUGUAUUCUCAGAUGUAAAGUGCAAUAUAAAUAAAAUGUAUUAUUAUUAUAAUGUUUAAUCACCUCAGCCGUUUCUAGUUCCCAAUUAAAGUAUUUAAUGGAGCUCAGAUUCAGUAUUAACAUGAGUUGACUUUGAAUGAAUCACUUGUACUUUUUUCCCCAUAAAGUUUUGUCAUCAGAAUGAAUAUUUCAGAUCAUUGAAGUAAUUUUUAAUUAACUAAACUUUAAUUUAGAGACUUAAAUGUCUAAUGACGAGAGUACUGGUUCAUUAUAUUUAAUCUUUUUUUUAUUGUCUUUGUGUCACUUUUGCAUAUGUCUCCCAAAUCUUAAACAGAGCAGCACUGAUUUAUAAACCAAAGAAAAUCAAACACCAACUAUUUUUACAAUUUACAAGAUAUCUUAGAUAUUUGUUUUCAAGCAACUAUUGUCAAAACUAUUUUUCACUUGUUUCACUUACUUUUUUGCAAGGUUUUACUUAAUAGUUUGAAGGAAAUCCAUUUACAAAACUAUUCUACAGUUUGUUUUAAAUGAUAUCUUAGACCUUUUAAUACUUUAAUUAAGAUACAUACUUGUUUAAAGUCAAUCCCCUAAGCUAAAGUAGAGCCCCACAUUAAAUUGAUUAAAAUUUCAUGGCCUCACACUUGUUUUCUCCCACCUAUUGUGGUUAGUGGCUUAGAUUUUUUUGUUGUUUGUUUAAAGAUAUUUAUCAGACCUUAUAAAUUUAUCAGUGCCUCUUUGUCAGUACAAUCUGUGCCACACCUCAGCUUGGAUGGGUGGACACUAAAACAUUCCUGUAAUACUGUAUUUGCUUUGCUCUUCUCUUUCACUUCCUUGCAGGGGUGUGAUCAUCAUUGGGAAUGAUACUUAUGGACUCGAACCCGUGCACAUGUCAGCAACAAAUGACCACUUCCUGUAUUCUCUGGAGGAUGAUCAGACUGAGCCCUUCACCUGUGGGGUCGUCAGCGAAGAGGCAUCCGAGCCAAGCCAUGAACCAUUUGAGCCCGGCCAAUCAUUGACCAGUCUACUGAGGGUCAGGAUGCUUUAAGCUUUUCAUCUGGACUUAGAUUAAGAGCAGGAGGCAGUGAAAAAAAGAGGCUUUGCUCCUCAAUGACUACUUUUGUUUGUUUUUUUUCAACAGAGGAAGCGCAACUUGCCUCAGACCAGUUAUGUGGAGUUGGUGCUGGUUGUUGAUAAUCUUAGGGUGAGUGUGUACAUCUUUUGAAAACUUUACAAGCAUGUAAGGGGAAAGAAAUUGGCUCCCACAGUUUUGAAUUUUGAGGAUAGAUGCCAGUGGAUUGGCAUUUGUGAAUUUUCUUUCAAAGCUUCUGUGAGGAACUUCCCAUUUGUGGUCAUUUUGGCUCCCCCCACGGACAAAGCACUACCUCUCAUCUGUUUAUAGCUGAGUCUACGAAAAAAGACAUUUCCUUCAGGGGGAUAAAAAUGGUUUCAAGGAUCAUCAAUUAUACAGAAAUAGUCCACCGUCAUGCUGAGGGUCAUGUUUGGUUUGAAGCUCAUAGAGGCAUCAAAAUUAAUUUCAGUCUGUUUUAUACCAGCUUAAAACUCCUCACAGAAGCUUUAAAAUAAUACAGUUUAACUUUUGUACUGUAGACGCUCACUUUUGUUCUUGUGUUGAAUUUAUUUACAGUAUAAUUUCAAAAAAAAGAAUGAAACAGCAGUACGGGAUGAAAUGGUUGAACUUGCAAAUCUCCUGGAUGGGGUGAGAUCUUAAGCAUUUUUACUUGAAAAAGUCCCUAAAGUCUUACAUAUUCUUUCGUAGUUUUGCAAAUAUACUAUAUUAUGUUUGACAAUGUUGUGUGUCCCCCUCUAGUAUUAUAAGCAGCUGAAUAUCCGUGUGAUCCUGGUGGGUCUUGAGAUCUUUAAGGAUGUUAAUCCCUUCAGCGUGGAGGGUUCAGCAGGAGAUGUGUUGGGUCGUUUUGUGAAGUGGAGGAAGACUUCUCUUAUACCAAAGAUCAGACAUGAUAUCGGUCAACUUGUCGUGUAAGUAAUGUGUUCUUUUAAUGAUACCAUUGGUUUACAUUGUUUGAUACAAGCACUGCAGUAUGUGGUUCGUUCAGUUUGUGACCUGUCUUGAUGAAUUUAUAUUUCAGAGGUCGGCCCAGCGCCUAUGGUGGAGGAGUAUUAGGAAUGGCCUUUGUUGGGUCAGUGUGCUCUGUAGCAAGUUCAGGAGGAAUCAACGUGGUGAGUUCAGCUUUCCUUUUGACUUCUAACACCAGCUGACUCUCUGCUGGCUGUGACAGCAUGUGCUUUUGUACAGACACUGAAACAGCCUGCAUUAUUAAUGGGAGGUCCUAUAAGUGCAGCUCAGUCUGACAGACUAUGAAUAACACGCACAAGUCAAACAGGUUAGACUUGAACACAGAAAUAGAAGAACAAUGACAGGGCAACUUUCUUUUAGAUUCCCCAAAUUCCUUUUCAUUUUGAUACCUAACAGACUUUGAAACACAUCAGGGCAAAAAUAAUUAUCCUUUUAGACGAGUUGUUAAACUAAGUGUUGAACAUUCAUUAAGGGUUGAAAUGAAGACCUUUAAUAAGCCUCAAUUAAAGUCUAAUUACCCUGACUUCUUUUACCAAACUGAAUUUCUUUAAAUGGCUCAUGUCCACUUGUUUUUUGUUUAAAACUUGUAUUUAAAAACUAGAUUUUUAUCAGUGAAUUUACUGGGUGUGUUUUCCAGUUUUCCAAUGACAAAUUACCAGGAUUCUCUAGUGUGGUGGCCCAUGAGAUGGGUCAUAACCUGGGCAUGAAUCACGACGACCGCCGCUGCACAUGUAAUGGAAAGAGCUGCAUCAUGGGUGCCUCUGCCAGGUAACGGAUCUGUCACAAUACGUUUCAUAGAACAUGAAAUUUAACACAGCAGUAAAAAACCUUUCUCUUUAUGUUAGUGUGGUUAUAUGUUGAAACUUGAAGCACCAUUAUAGGUUCACACUUACAGCUUUCAUUUUAAAACAUGUGCCUCCACUGAGCUGAUAAAAUCACCUAUUUUUGUGUUUUAUUUGAGCAUCCAAAAUUACGCCUCAUACAAAAAUCUCUAACCAUAGUUAAAAAAACAUUAUUUUUCUUCUGUAUUAGCCAACGAUUUUUCAGUGCUGUGACGCCCGCCCAUUUAUACUGUUUAUUUCCACUGCAGUGGCUCCACCACGUUCAGCACUUGCAGUGGACAAGACUUUGAGAAGCUCAUCGUCAGAGGAGGAGGCUCGUGUCUGAAAAACCAGCCCUCGCCAUCAGACGUUGUCGGUACCGCUGUGUGUGGCAACGGACGGCUGGACAAAGGAGAGCAGUGUGACUGUGGCACACCAGAGGUAAGAUACUACACACAAACGCACACACAAAACGUUCACAGAGUAAGUUUUUAUGACUUUGCCAACAUUUUUCAAAGUUAUUCUUGAGUGGGGAAACAAUAGACAAAAAUUCUUCUUUUAUUUAUUACCAGACAUUUUAUACAGAUUUCUAUCCAAAUAAUAUUGUAUUAAGUCUACGAUGGGUGAAUUGUUGAGAACCGUGCAGUCUAUAAACCUCAGAAGUUUCUGACACACACUUUAGAAACCAGUGAAUUGAAAGUGAAACGGUUAUUGGGUAAAAAAAUAAAAUAAAAUGAACACUCACAGAUGAAAUUGAUAAACAUGUUGCAACCAAUCUUGGUUUAAUGACCUUCUCAGAGUAAAUUUUUUUCAACUGUGAAGUUAAAUAACGUCUUUUUUUCAUCCAUUUCAUGCAGGAAUGUAAAAACGACUGCUGUGAUGCUGCCACCUGCAAAUUUACAUCCGGGUCAGCCUGUGCUCAAGGACUCUGCUGCGACAACUGCCAGGUCAGAGUCAUGGUGAACCUACAACUGGAGUUACAACGCUUAUGUUUGCACUGAAUCUGGAAAAACCAGUUCAUUGACAGGAAAAGCGGAUAAAAAAAAGACUCAUCUACAUUUGCAUGUUCUGGUUUGUGUCUUAGAUCAGAGUAUCAGGAGCCGAAUGCAGAGCGUCUGCUAACACCUGUGACCUUCCUGAAUACUGCGACGGCUCAACUGCGUUCUGCCCCGAUGACUAUUAUGUCAUGGACGGCCUGCCUUGUCUUAACAAUGCCGCAUACUGCUAUGAAGGGCGGUGUCAGACGUAUGAUUACCAGUGCAAACAUCUCUUUGCACCAGGUACAUUUAGUUAUCCUUUGUAAUUGUCUCCAGGAGCUUUUAAUGGAGCUUGUUUGACUGUUAAUAACAACCUAUUAUCUCACAUGACUUUCUCAUCAGUGACUUUCAAUUUGUGUCUCGUAUGUCCUAAUAUAACACAAUUCAAAUUUAUACUAAACCUGUGAUUUGGUGUCUCUCUGUGGCAGAUCCAGCAAAAAAGGCAGCAGAUCUUUGUUUCACGCAUGCAAACAUGAAAGGGAAUGUGUUUGGAAACUGUGGAGUCAACAGCAGACAAGAUUAUAUUAAAUGUAGUCUGGCGUGAGUAUUUCACUUUGAAAAUACUACUUCUACAUGUAUUGGGCGUAAUGGUCAAUACUGAAGGGGCGGGGCUUCUGAAAGAGUAAUAAAUAGAAGGCUAGAUAUCUUUAGACUGUAUUUUUCUAUGUCCCACACUGCAGAAAUGCCAAGUGUGGAAAGUUGCAGUGCACUAACGUGGAUGUCAACAACCCCCCUACUGGUGCCCAAGUCAGUAUCGAGGUGAUUGACGGGAAAAAGUGUGUAAAUGCUGACUUCAACCUGGGCUCAGAUGUGCUAGAUCCUGCCUAUGUCAACCCAGGCAGCCCAUGUGACAAAGGGAAGGUGAGCAGACAAAAAUUCAAAGGAGUGUUUACACCAAAGGGAAGGAAUGUAACCAGGAACAGAUGAGAGAAAACCUGUUCCAGGAAAGUGAUUGCGAAAAAUCAAUCAUUGAUCUUUUUUUGGUUGCAUUAAGAAGUCAUGUCUUCUCUCUCAGACCUGCCUGGACUUUCAGUGCGUGAACGCUUCUGCUCUGCUGCCCAACUUAGACUGUGAAGCUCGAACCACCUGCAACAGCCGAGGGGUAAGAGGGCACUUUCUUUGCAUUUAACCUUUCAAAACCACCCAAUGAUGACAAGUCUGACGUCGUUGUUGUCUUCCCUCCAGGUUUGUAAUGACAGAGGGCACUGCCACUGCAACGACGGGUGGGGCCCACCUCACUGUGACAAGUCAGGGCGAGGUGGCAGCAUAGACAGCGGUCCUGCCAUGAUAGGUACACCAGCUUUAUCACUUUUCAUUUCAGGACAAGAUGAAACAAGUUAAAGGUGUUUUAUAUUUCAUCACGGAAAUUUGAAUAAACUGAGAUAAAUGCACCACAGGGAAAUAAGCAAUGAAUUUUUAAAUGCAUGAAUAGAUGUGUGGUAAUACAAGACCUUACUGCUUAUGGAUGUCCUGUAUUGGGGCUUCAUGUGUCUCAUUAAUAAUUUAGGCCUUAAAGGGCACAAUUUUUGAGAUUGUCCUGCCCUGUUAAAAUCUAAAUUUUAAAAGUUUAAAAGUUAACUUGUUUAUACAUAAAAUCAUCAUCUUGUAAAUUUGCUGUAUACUGGUAAUCAUUUUAAUUUAUUAAUACUUAUGUACAGGCAGCAAGCAGCACCUGACAAUUUUUUAAAGAGACGAUAUAGUAAGUCAUAUAUCAUAUCAUAACGUAUCGUGUCAUAUCAUCUAUAUCAUAUCAAAUUAUAUCGAACAAUAUCACAUCAUAAAAUAUCAAACAUAUCAUACCGUAUCAUAUCGAAUCAUAUCAGAUUAUAUCAUAUCAAACCGUAUCGUAUCAUAUCAUAUGGUGUAGGUUUAGGCUGUUAUGCUUCCAUUAAAUUGACAGUAUAUUCAAGCUCAGCGUCUCCACUGCUUUUAAACUCAUAUUUUUAUCAUCAUAAUUACUGCAUGUUGAUUGUUGGGUGUGACUUAUGUCAUUAGUUAUUCUGUACUCUUUCUUGAUCACACAUGACCUUUUUGGAUUCUUACCACAGACCACUCCCUCAGAGACGGCCUUUUAAUCUUCUUCCUGCUGGUGGUACCUCUAUUGAUCCUCCUCAUUCUGGUGCUGCUGUACUUCUUCAGGAGGGAAUCCUUGGAUCCAUGUCUCAAGAGACACCAUAAGUAAAUAUAACCCUCUAUUUAAAAAAAAAAUCUCCUCUCGAAUACCUGGAGGACAGCAGUUGCAACAGUUAGGAGUGAUUUUGAUUAAGAUUUUGCUUUAUUUAUUUUGCCUUUAUAGGUCAAGUAAUGUUCCGAGAAGAAAUACGAAUUUACAGUCAACACAAGAUGUACCGAGAGCUGCAUCUACCCAGCCUCCAUCGCAGUCUGCUCAGGAUGGGGUAAAUACUUUUGUUGUUUUGAAAGUCGUCACCAUGGGGAAAGGAGGAAUGUUAGUUUGGUUGAAGGGAAACCUGGAUUUCAUUAUCUUACCAGGCGGUUAAGAAAAACAGAAAUUUUGCGUAAGAGAAAAAUGCAUUGUUUCCCACAAACUUGCAUGUUAAAACUUGUUGUUUGUUUCUUCCAAUCCCAGCCUGGAUAUCCCCCAUCUACCCAACUUGAAGUUCCUGGGUAUAAACUCAUUUAACUGCCUUUUCAUCCACUUUUAUCCAUGAGCACACUUGUGUAUCUGGUUUUAACUUAAACUAUCUGACAGCCUUAGGUAUGGGGAACUGGAUUACUGGAACACAGACCCUUCUGCCUCCCCUACUCCUGAUCCUGCCCCUGCAUAUCCUCCAGCUCCACGACAGGGCCCCGGAGUACCAAGACCAAUCCCUCCUAAGCAGCUACCAGAAUGAUUCUGCUUUUGUAAUUAAUGUUUAUGAAUGUAUUGUAAAUGUACGCAGCAUGCUGCUCGACAUUGUGAAGAGACAAUUUUAAAACACUGUGAUAAAUCUCACUGGUAGUUGUUGCUGGCAUUUUUUAUGGUCAACUUUCACAUAAGGAAACAGCAGGUAAAGUGUACAUUUUGAGUAAUCACCAAAUCUUUGUAACAAAAUUUGAUUUUUAAAAACUUGUAAAAUAUUUUUGAUUUUGUUAAAUGUAAUAAAAUAUGUAUCUGGU